Taeniopygia guttata (zebra finch) is the source of this 3196-nucleotide messenger RNA. Lineage: Eukaryota; Metazoa; Chordata; Aves; Passeriformes; Estrildidae. The record is from RefSeq and is a predicted model, not a curated record.
CCCCGCGGUGUCCGCGCCGCUCCCGCUCCCGCGGCGCUUUCUGAUCAGGCAGUGCGCAGGGCGCCCGCAGCGGCGCUGAGGGCGGGCGAUGGCGGCGGCGGCGGCGGCCGGGCGGGCCUGGGCCCGGGGCGCGCUGCGAGCGGCAUGGAGAGGCUUUGCUUCUGUGCCAGUGAAAGGCAGCUGCAGUCCCUACUCCAGCCUGGCAUGGGCUUUCCAGACACGCUGCUCCCUCUCUGCCCCCUGGACUGGGACAGUGGAGCAGUGCAGGAAAAGCAGUUUCUUCAAUACCUUGACAGCUGAUCAGCUAUGGAAAGGAGCUUUGGCAGAGACUGGUGUAGGAGUAAAGAAAGGAAGAGGAAAGAAAAAGAAGAAGAAGCUAAGGAAGAAUCUCAAUAGAGGCCAGGAGAUUGGUGAAGGACGUUCUGGUUUCCUCUGGCCUGGUCUUAAUGCUCCUGUGUUGCAAACUGGGAGAGUGCAAGAAGUUGCCCAGCGGAAAAAAGAAGAACGAGAGAGAAUUCAGUCUGAAAUCAUUCAGCAGAGAGAUACAUUUGAGAAGAAAAAGAAAAUAAAAAUUAAGAGAGAGGGAGGAUGGAGUGGAAAGUGUUGGGGAGGUGUCAUUCUGGAUCCUCCUGACCCUGGGCCGAAUGGAGAAACUUAUGAAGACUUUGAAACAAGAGUCAUCGAGGUGAGAAAUGUGUUUUGUAUGAAGGCAAAGGAAGGCAGGAAAAAAUCAGUACGUGCCUUAGUGGCUGUUGGGAAUGGCAAAGGGGCUGCAGGUUUUGCCAUAGGGAAGGCAGGUGACAGGACAAAUGCUUUAAGGAAAGCAAAGAAUAAAGCAAUAAGCUCCUUACACUUUAUAGAGAUGUAUCAGAACCACACAAUUUACCAUGACAUUUCUGUGAAAUUUAAAAGGACAAAAAUCCGCAUGAAGAAACAAAACAAAGGGUAUGGUCUGCACUGCCACCGAGCCAUUAUCACCAUCUGCAGGCUGAUUGGCAUUAAGGACAUGUAUGCCAAGGUCACUGGAUCCAAAAACUUGAUUAACAUCACCAGAGCUCUCUUCAGAGGCUUGACCCUACAGGAACUGAGGCUUUGCCUGCCUUCAGGUGCACAGAUUGGUUUAACUAGCACGUAAUUGCCUGCUCUCCAGAGCAGAUGCCUGCAGACCUCCUCAUCCUGCGGAGGAGGCUGGAGAAGAGCAGAGGUGAGGAUUCCACUUUCACAACCAGAUGCAACCUGGUGGUGGCUGCAGGGCACAAUAGGCCCAAUGUGUCAGCAGUGUGAAUGGGACUUGCAAAUGCUCUGAAAAAAAAAAAAAAAAGGCUGAGCUGUGGCUUUUUGAAUGGGCUGCUGCAUCCAGGCACAGCUGCAAGGGAAUGCCAGGAUGGAGGGGUACCAGUCUGGGGGGUCUGGGAAUUCCUGAGCAAAUGGGACUUUGGGCCAUGCUGGGGCUGCAGUGUCUGUGUUCAACAAACUGCAGGGACAGCCUUCCCACACCCUGGGGAGCCCUGCCAGAAUGCCACUGGCCCCAUGGAAGUGUCCCCAAGGGAAAAGGCUUGCUAGCCUGCAGUGCCCGACGCCCAUUCCAGCAAAGUGACACAAAUCUCUGGGGUCAGUGCUGCCCUGGGGCUCUCUGUGGGGAGGAGAUGUGCUGCACAUGUGGUCUGGAGGUUCUGGGGGAUUCUCUGAGCUCUGGGCAGCUUCCUUCCCUUCAGGAAGUUCUGGGCUGUGCCGCUUCCCAGACCGCUUCCUUGGGCUGCCCAGCUUCCAGGCCGUGGCUGUGCUGAGAUGACCAAAGCUGGGCAUGAUGAACCUCUUUGGUGUCAUUUUGUCUCUCUCCCACCGUGCAGGAAGGGGCACAUUGCAGCAGUUCAGCAGCCACCCCUCCCCUGUCCCUGUCCCUGUCCCUGCUGGGCCCUGCAGCCCGUGCCAAGCAGGGACACCCCUUCCCCUGCCCAGCUGCCCGGGGUGCAGCUUGGGGUCACACCCAGAGCCCAGGGCAGGGCUGCAGAUCCCUGCCUGUGCCAGCACAUCCAAGCAAAAAGGCAUCUUUGUGUUCCCGUGUCACAUCCAGGGGCGUUCAUAGAACCUGGGCACCAACACCCCACACACCCCACGAUGAUGGGAUGAUGAAACCAGUUUCAACAGGUGGGUGUUGGUGUGCCAUUGUCCAGAGUGGCUUUGAGCUCCCUCCCUGCUCUGAAAAGGGAUUUCUCUUCCCACCUCUGUUGCAACCAGUUCCCUGUUGUCACAGUAACACAAGCAAAACAAGUCAGGCUGGUUUUCAGCGAGGAAAAAAUCUCCAUGAAUGUUUUCCUUAGUUUGCAAUUAAAAAGCUUCAAACCAAACCCAUGGUCACAGGUCAAAAGUUUCCCUGGAUAUGAGGCAAGAGAGGAGCCUCCAAGUCAACUUUUUUUAUUUCCCUCUUGUCCUCUAGUCCUGGUUGUUCUCCAGGAACUUCAGACUUAAAAUGGAAGCAUUCUUUGCCCCACAAGCUGGAAGAGGUAAUUUGGCACUGCUGUUGUUUAGGCACCUCUAACACAUUGAAAGCAUCCCUUCCUGGGUGUAAAUCCCAUUUCAGUUCAUCAUUGGCACGGUUUAGCCCCAGCUGGCAGCUGAGCUCCACUCAGCCUCCUGGGGCUGUGCCUGGCUGCAGCAAAGGGAAAAAGAGCAGCAAGGACUCACCCAUCUCAACAUCACAGCAAACCCAUCUUUAUUAGUGACCCCGUGGCAGUGUGAGAGAGUAGCCAUUCACCAAAUGCAGGAGUUGAUUGCCUCUGCUUCCUGAGGAUUUGUUUCUGCCACCCAGAGCAUUCUCCAGCCCACUGGGCCCCUUCCAGGUUCUGCUUUGUAGGGGUCCAGGGCAGUGGGAACUCCUGGCCUUACAGCUGUGCCUCAGAAUUCAGCAGCACCCUUCAGGAGCUGCAGUGGUCCGCAUUGCUCCUGAGCAGAGUUAAACAUUGUUCCCAUUGCUCAUUGCAAGUCAGAGAAGGCAUUUGCAGAAGCUGCAUGAAAAUAUUAAUUUGUACAGCAGUUUUAGCGGGGAAACAGACUUAAAUGGGCACAGAGCAAUUGGAAUGACACAGUUUCACAUUUGUGCUCCUUGGUGUUUGUUGUUCACUUUUCCCCUGAUACCAGUAACAACCCUGGACACAUAAAGGUGCAGUCCAGGGAUAUUUUAGCCCUUUGAACCCAA